Molecule: messenger RNA, 897 nt
Organism: Rhineura floridana
Lineage: Eukaryota; Metazoa; Chordata; Lepidosauria; Squamata; Rhineuridae
Product: vomeronasal type-2 receptor 26-like
Exons: 1
Coding region: 1-897 (298 amino acids)
Biological process (GO): G protein-coupled receptor signaling pathway
Cellular component (GO): membrane
Molecular function (GO): G protein-coupled receptor activity
Source: RefSeq, a predicted model, not a curated record
AUGAAUGACUGCAAUAAAUGCUCAGAUGAAGAUUAUCCAAACAAGAGCCAGGAUGUGUGUAUUCCCAAGGACAGAAACUUCUUGUCGUAUGAAGAACCUUUGGGCAUCAGUUUAGCCUUCUUUGCUCUUUCUUUUGCUUUUAUCACAGCUUUGGUAAUGGUAACAUUUAUGAAGCACCACAACACACCCAUCGUCAAAGCCAACAACCGAAAUCUCACCUACACUCUCCUAGUCUCCCUCCUGCUCUGCUUCCUUUGUGCUUUACUCUUCAUUGGCCAACCUGAGAAGGUGACAUGUCCGCUCCGACAAACUGCUUUUGCCAUCAUCUUCUCUGUGGCUGUUUCAUGUGUGCUGGCAAAAACUGCCACGGUUGUUCUGGCUUUCUUGGCCACCAAACCAGGAUCCAGGAUGAGGAAGUGGGUGGGGAAAGGACUGGCCAACUCCAUUGUUCUUUCUUGCUCCCUUGUUCAAGCAACCCUCUGUACUGUGUGGCUGGCAAUCUCUCCUCCAUUCCCAGAUCUAGACAUGCACUCAAUGACUGAACAAAUUAUAGUAGGAUGUAAUGAGGGCUCUGUGACUAUGUUUUAUUCUGUCCUUGGCUACAUGGGCUUCCUGGCAAUUGUGGGUUUUACUGUGGCUUUCCUCGCGAGGAAGUUACCUGACAGUUUCAAUGAAGCCAAGUUUAUCACUUUCAGCAUGUUGGUCUUUUGCAGUGUUUGGUUAUCUUUUGUCCCAACCUACUUGAGCACCAAAGGAAAAUAUAUGGUAGCUGUGGAGAUCUCUUCCAUCUUAGCUUCCAGUUCUGGGUUGUUGUGUUGCAUCUUUUCCCCAAAAUGUUAUGUUAUUGUGUUGAGACCUGAGUUGAACAACAGGGAGCAGCUAAUAAGAAGAAAAUAA